This is a messenger RNA of Daphnia pulicaria, 1497 nucleotides long. RefSeq lists its product as uncharacterized. The transcript is spliced from 8 exons. The coding region runs from base 138 to 869 and encodes 243 amino acids. NCBI's taxonomy places the organism in Eukaryota, Metazoa, Arthropoda, Branchiopoda, Diplostraca, Daphniidae. The record is from RefSeq and is a predicted model, not a curated record.
AAACGUAGUCACGUCUGUCACAAAGUCCAAAUACUUCAUACUCAAUUGCUUGACAUUUCACGGCUUCUUCAACCAAAAGUUUGCUCUAUUAUUCCAUAGAGUUUGUCAUUUCAUUGUCAUAAUAUCUCCAUCUCAUUAUGUCUCGAGACAUCAUUUUUGAGGACUGUCUAACAUGUGGAUGUUCAGUAGAAUUGUCCCUAUUGGAAAACCAUGUGUCCAAUUGCAUAAUUCUAAAUGAGCGGUCUGUUUCUGAAGUCCAAAGGAGAAAGAAAUUAGACGUGGACGUAGACAAAGUGAAACAAUAUCUAGAUGAGAGAAUUCCUACUAAGGAAAUUUGUCGUUUGCUUGGAAUCUCAAGAAGGACUCUAUUUCGAGUCUUAAAAGAAAUCAACAUUACAGCUAGACAAAAAUACACUAAAAUUGGAACGAAGAACUUGGAAUCAUAUCUUACCAACACAAUCUUCAAAAUAAACCCCAAAUUUGGCUAUCAAAUGUUCAAGGGAGCUACGAUCGCAAACAAUGUCCUUUUAUCAAAUAAACGACUUAAAAAGUCCUACCGUUUAAUAAGACAACGACAAAAUGCCCCUUUAGUGCAACGCAUUCAUCGGAGAGUGUACAAGGUUCGUGCUCCGCUUUCGCUAUGGCACAUUGAUGGACACCACAAAUUAGACCGAUACUCAUUCAUCAUCCACGGAGCCAUCGACGGAUUUUCCCGUUUGAUCGUAUACAUAUCAUUGGAAAAUAAUAACUGUUCCGAAACAGUUAUUGGAUUAUUUGAAAAGGGAGAUGAGGAAUGGGGCUAUCCAGCUAGUGUCAGUUUUAUUUGGGAGGGAAAACGUACUAGUAGCGGAUUUCAUGAUAAACGCUAGAGGAGUGGAUAAAAACGCGUUUAGAACUGGAAAGUCUGUACACAAUCAGAGAGUAGAGAGGCUCUGGAAAGACGUUAUAGAGCGCUGUACUAUAACUUUCAUGGAUAUUUUGGGAGAAAUGAAAACCGAAGGUGUACUAGACGUCGAUUCCAACCUAGAUCUUUUCUGUCUGCAUAUAGUGGCCACGAACCUCAAUCAACGGUCCUUACAGACCUUUAAAGACUCAUGUAACUGCCAUCCACUUCGAACAGAAAAUCAUCGCUCACCAAUGCAACUUUAUCACGAUGGUUUGCAGCAUUUAAAAACCCAGCAAGAUAACGGAGCCAUAUAGAAGGCGAAGUUACUGAGCUGAUACAGGGACAGAAAUUAAAACCGAUUUCGAAGUGGUCUGGUUACAAGGAUACCUUCUAUCGUUGUGUAAUUGAUCAAUUUGGAGUGAACAUUUCCGAAGAGGAACUACUCUGCAUUAUUGAUCUUAUUAAUCCAGCCACCAUUGAAAUUUGGAAUGUAAAAAAGAAAUUCAUUCAGCUUAAACAAUUUGUUCUCCAAAAUUUUGAUGAUUAUAAAAGUAAGUCAACCGAAGACUGAAAUAAAUGUUGUAAUGUACGGCUUGCCGUCACAGAUUGCA